UUCUAGGUGUAAUACCAACGCGGACACGCGAACCUUUCUAAAUGUAAUCGACCAUUAGCCCAGUCAGUCACUGUGCUCCAUAAAGUGCUCUGCGAACGGAUGUUGCGCGAAGCGACGUGUCUGCUUAUCAAAUAAUCGUGAUAAACGUUCGUGCCAACGUGGAUCUUUAAAUUACGGGUCUUCGGGUCUCGAAAGGGGAUUUGAAAGUACAUUUGUGUUGACGUGUACGGUUACCCUCUUAAUGGCAGUGCCGCUGAAAACAUAGCGUUCGACGUCACCGUGAGCAUGAACAAUACAUCGCGUAAAGUGAAAAAUCCGUUGCUGUCCGCCGCAGGUCCGGGCUUUCCGAUCGAGAACUACACGGAGAAUGCAUUGCUAGUGCCAGUCACACCCGCGACUCCUGCCGUGCUCCGAGAUGAUACGGAGCUCGACAACUUCGUAGGACAGGAGUCGGUCAAUAAUAAUAAUCAACCUCAAAUAUCGUCAAGGACGUACGAGCAUCUUUCUACGAAUGCAUCUCCUCAGCCGAGCGAAAGUAAGGACACGGCGAACCAGCCGACAAAACAAGGAUAUUUCACAUCGAUUCUGUCUUCCCUGCCAAACUUGUCGCUGGCAUCGAACAAAAACGAUUUCCCGGGGACACAAAUAAGCCAGACGACGGAGAAUAUCGGCGGAGCAACGCACGAAUCCAAUCCUUAUGCAAGCUCGCAAGGACGUCAUAUUUUUCAGCCAGAUGAACCGGGAUCCUUAGCAACUAAUCUUUCAAACACUUCCAGUACAGACUUGUCCGUUACUUUCGAUCCUGCUUUACCGGGCCCUCCGCAGUCUACGAUUCCACCCGGUUUACCUGUAACUAAAGAUAGUCCAGUGUCGUAUCGGCUUGGUAAUCAACGACGUCUGAAGUACGCGUUGCCGCCCGAUCUAACGUCUAGCAACGCGAGGCGAUAUCUCAGUCCAGAGAUAGAAACGUUCAUCUCGAAACAAAAUGUAUGUACCGCGCCGCCGAGCAUUUUGAAUCCAUACGAAUCAGAGGGAUCCCCUCAGAGUAAGAAUAUCAGCGUGCAACAGAUCGGUACUCCGCCCGAGCAACCCCCAACUUCUGAACAGUUGUCGCGCAACAGCUCUCUCCACGGUUCCUUUCGAUCUAGCCCGAUCGCAAGUGGACCGGCGUACAACUUGCCUUUAACGUCAGCAAGUCAGAAUCCUUUUAACGAGAAUUUCUCCGUGCCUGCGUCGCCGCAAUUUACUUCGUCGCCAGCUAGACCGAUACCAUCGCGACUUCUGGAACCCGCAACGCCGCAAAACACCCCAGCGAACGUUUCGUUUCCCAGCUUUGUCCCUUAUUUGAACCGGGACUUUCCGUCGGCUGAUCCGAACAAGGAAGUGACUGCGUUUAAAAGCUCUCAUCAGCUAAAUUCGCCGCCGGAGUUUUCGAAAGACGGCGUCUCGGAGGCGACGGUAGAAGCUGCCGAUAAAUCGUCAUCGACAUUGGGAGACACCGAUGCGACUUUCACGCCGAUAUCGGCAGCUCAGGUGACGGAGAAGUUGGAGCAUCUGCUUGCGGAACGCGAAGAAAGUCUGACUCGUGAAGUAUCUUCCGGAGCCUCCUCGGAGAUCGACGAAGUUACGUCCAACGUCGCCGUCGAAUUAGCGAGAUCCUUCGAACUGCAGAGCGAGGCGCCGCAAGCAGCAAACGAGUUUAUCGAAAGAUCAUACGAGCCGAAGUCAAAUGACACUCGAGAGAAAAACGUUCAUUCUGCGAGUAACAGUCUGAGUGACGUGUUCCUUGGACAAAACUCGUCGGAGCUAUCAGUAACUCGACCGGAAGUAUACACAGCCGACAAUAACUCGGUUGUAGCUGAUAUCCCAGGGGUUAAGCAAUCAAACGCACACUCAUCGGAGCAACCGCCGACCGCGCUGUAUCCCAUUUUUCAACAGACAAACGAGCCGUCGGAUCAAAAGUCGAGCUUGAAUUAUGUGCCGUUUGUACGGCCUCUGCAUCAAAACAUUUUCUAUGUGCCAUUGAAGCCAACGGAGCCAUCCGCGAGUGUGUACUUCGAGUCGACGGCGAAGAGUACAGAUCGGCUUCCGGAUCCUUCGUCUCAGGGGGAAAAUUGGAAUCGGCCUGUCGCUCAGUCGACAAUCGACGCGACUGACAAUCGGCAACAAGUUCAACAGACACCUGCUUUUGACUCUUCAGCGGUCGACUCCUCAGCUUUCGCGCCGCUUUGGAAUGCCGAUCAAGUCCCUUCGCAGUCGCAGGGGCUGAACGCCGCCGCUCAGUCCGCCAAUCAAUCGACGUCCAUCGCGUCCAAGCAACCACCACCCUUUACGUUCUAUAAUCCCGCGGAGUUUGCGGUGAAUCAAUUGCCCCAGCAGCCGAUUUUCUCCUACACGCCCGACCAGCAUCUCGCGCAACAGCAACCGAGUCAAAGUGCACCUCUUUACCAGAGUGCCAGCGGCUUUCAUCAGCAACCCUCAGCCGUUCACGAAAAUAAUACCGCGUAUCCUUUGUCUGUUGUUUCUAUGGCAACAGUACCUGAACCAACAGGAUCCGCCACACUCAGCCCUGUUCAAAUGUCGACCAAUUCUUUAAACAAUCGCUCCGUACAAGAUACCAUCCCACCAAGCUUCCAGAACUUGGCCUCUGGAUCUGCCGAGCAACGCGUGCAGUACAGACCGAUGUACCAUCACUGGUUCUACCGCAAGCAAGUGGAAAGCAAGAUAGUGUGGUAUCCAUUUUCCAUGCAGGACAGCUUAAAACUGGAGGAGGUUCACAAUUCCAGCGAAAUUACGACGGAGACCACAGUGGCUACCGAUGGCGGCCGUUACGACGUCAGCAUCUUGCGUCGGCAAAGAGCGCCCGUCUAUUGGUCCGGGAAAUCGGACGAAGUCAGACGAUGUUCUUGGUUUUACAUGGGACCGAUCGAAUCAAAAUACGUUCCUUACGACGAGAAAACCGCUACGAAACUCGAGGAGGAGUACAAGCUAGCGUGCAUCACGAAUGUCUGGAAUCGAAGAAUCGAGCUGAAUAACGGAGAGUACAUUCUCUUCCACAGCGCGACUGUUCAAGUUCAUUAUGUGCAUCCAAGUUCCUCCGAGUUGUCAGGAUCUUGGGGGAAUAGCACGGGUUCAGCGGACGGUACAUAUUUACAGGGUAUCGCAAACAGGCCGAAAACCGUUAAAAGGGGAGUCAGUGAAUUCAAUAUAGACGAGGGCGAACCCGAGAAAGUGGAUCAUCUUCUAUUCCUCGUUCAUGGUAUAGGUAGUGUUUGCGACCUAAAGUUCCGCACCGUAGAGGAAGUCGUCGACGAAUUCCGCAGCAUAUCCCUUCAACUGGUGCAGUCUCAUUAUCGUACCGCAAGCACGCAAGGCAUCGUAAACAGGAUCGAGGUGCUACCGAUUUCCUGGCAUGCGACGCUUCAUUCCGGCGAUACCGGGAUCGACAAGAAGCUGCAAGCUAUCACGUUGGAAAGUAUCCCAAAGCUGCGGCAUUUUACCAAUGACACCUUGCUCGACAUACUUUUCUAUACAAGUCCUGUGUACUGUCAAACCAUCAUGCAAACGGUUGGCAGUGAGAUGAACAGAUUGCACGCGCUGUUCAAGGAAAGAAACCCGACCUUUGAUGGGGGGAUAUACAUAGGCGGUCACUCGUUGGGCAGUUUAAUUCUGUUUGACUUGCUGUGCCAUCAAAAACCAAUCGUGGAGAAGACUGAAGAGGAAGACAACGAGGACGACGGUAGUGACAAAGUAGAAAACGAAAGUGAGAAGACAGUCAAACCGAUGAAGCAAGCGCCCACGCCCGUAUUAAAAAGGCGUCUCAGUAAAAGAGUUAGUUACGUAAUGGGCGUGGCAGGGACUGGCCAACCUUACAUACAUUAUCCGCAACUCAAUUUUUACCCACAUGCCUUCUUCGCCCUUGGCAGCCCUAUUGGCAUGUUCGUGACUAUUCGAGGCAUCGACACGCUCGGAGAAAACUUUGUCUUUCCGACUUGUCCGGCUUUCUUCAAUAUUUUCCAUCCCUUCGAUCCGGUAGCUUACAGAGUGGAAUCCUUGAUUAAUCCUGAAUCGUACAAGUACCGACCCAUGUUGAUACCGCAUCACAAAGGCAGGAAGAGGAUGCAUCUGGAACUGAAGGAGACGAUGGCACGUGUCGGGGCGGACUUGAAGCAAAAGUUACUCGACUCCGUGAAGAAUACGUGGAAUUCCAUUUUCCAACUAUCCAUGUUUUACAAGACGGACAACCAAGCUCUGGCGAACGAGAUCGACAAAGUGGUCGAGGAGCAGCUGCAGCAAUCGCAGAAUGAGAUUGAGCAACGCAGCAGCGAUGACGGUGGCGCAAACAUAGUAAUGGGAAAGCUAAACGGCGGUAGAAGGAUAGAUUACGUUCUGCAAGAAGCGCCUUUCGAGUAUAUCAAUGAGUACAUCUUCGCCCUUACCAGCCAUAUCUGUUACUGGGAAUCCGAGGACACUAUGCUCCUGAUACUAAAGGAGAUGUAUGGAGCCAUGGGUAUACAGACUGAUGCGCAACUUCCUCAGCAGACGAUGUCGGUCGAGAGAAUGUCGCCUUCACCGUCUAUGAGUUUAGCCGCUUUGUCGCCCAGCGGAAGCAACGUAGGAACGCCGUCGCUCGUUAUGGGGAUAGACCCUACAGUGCCUAUUUCCAACAAACCUGUCGGGCCGCCACCUAAGGCCGGUUUCGUAAAUCGGAAAUCGUGAUCGACAGGAUAUCAAGUUUCCCGCAAUUGCAUGCCGCGAUAAUCGGAUUGCGUUCUGAGAGAAAUCAAUCUUAUUUCCGGUAUCGAGAACCGAAGGAGCGACGUUGUGAUUGCAUCUGAACGUUGCAGUUGUGAGGCGGAGAGACCGCGGACGCGGAAAUGUCAAAUCAAAUGUUGAGUCAAAUCAAUGUAUUUUACGAUAUCUCUUUGUUAUUUAUAGGUUAUUUUCUCAUCAAGUAUUUCCUAAUCAACGAUAGACAUACGUGAAAUGUUAAUUAUAUUAUGACGAGCUCGGCCUAUGUGAUUUAUCAUCUCGACCAGCUGUGGUCUGUAUAAAGGAAAAAUCAGUUAGAUUAACUGUCAAGCAUUAACGAUGAGAGGAUGCGAAUAACGACUGAACUGGAUAUUUCUGCCUGUAAAUAAUUCGCUUUGCAAUUUGCUUUCUCAUUUUAGUAUCGAGAGUAUGCAUAUUCGUACAUAUAUAUAUAUAUAAAUGUAUUAUUUACACCUAGCCCGUGCGCGCAAUUGUAAGCGUAUGAUUGAAGACGCGCGUGGAAUGUCGAAGAGGAUGGAUAUUGCGAUGAGAAUGUGCAAAUGAAGUUACGUGUAAAUACACGGUUUAUAGACUAGUAAGAGGAUUGUAGAUUAUAUGAACUUCAACGAUAUAUAUUUCACCGAGUUAUGAAAAUAUUCAUCGGAAUUCUCAUGUAUAUGCGCGUGUUUUAAUAAAUUACUGUAUUCUUUUA
Molecule: messenger RNA, 5464 nt
Organism: Harpegnathos saltator (Jerdon's jumping ant)
Lineage: Eukaryota; Metazoa; Arthropoda; Insecta; Hymenoptera; Formicidae
Product: SEC23-interacting protein
Exons: 9
Coding region: 286-4719 (1477 amino acids)
Cellular component (GO): COPII-coated ER to Golgi transport vesicle; cytoplasm
Molecular function (GO): metal ion binding; glycerophospholipase activity
Source: RefSeq, a predicted model, not a curated record